Messenger RNA from Manis pentadactyla (Chinese pangolin), 2930 nucleotides. RefSeq names its product signal transducer and activator of transcription 4 (gene STAT4). Gene Ontology annotation, biological process: response to peptide hormone; cytokine-mediated signaling pathway; defense response. Bases 129 to 2375 code for a protein of 748 amino acids. Gene Ontology annotation, molecular function: RNA polymerase II cis-regulatory region sequence-specific DNA binding; DNA-binding transcription factor activity, RNA polymerase II-specific. The record is from RefSeq and is a predicted model, not a curated record. The transcript is spliced from 24 exons. NCBI's taxonomy places the organism in Eukaryota, Metazoa, Chordata, Mammalia, Pholidota, Manidae.
CCUCAGUGGGCGGAGAAAUGCAAAUCCCCUGCUGACGAUGGGCGUCAGCGGCUUUGUCCGGGCGGCUGAGAAGGGCGGUUCUGACUGGACUUGAGCACCGCCUGGUACCUGGUGCUGAGGGAGCCAGCAUGUCUCAGUGGAAUCAAGUCCAGCAGUUAGAAAUCAAAUUUUUGGAGCAGGUAGAUCAAUUCUACGAUGACAACUUCCCUAUGGAAAUUCGACAUCUCUUGGCCCAGUGGAUUGAAAAUCAAGACUGGGAGGCAGCCUCUAACAAUGAAACCAUGGCAACAAUUCUUCUUCAAAACUUGUUAAUACAACUGGAUGAACAGUUAGGUCGUGUUUCCAAAGAGAAAAACCUGCUCUUGAUACACAAUCUAAAAAGAAUUAGGAAAGUGCUUCAGGGAAAAUUUCAUGGAAAUCCAAUGCAUGUAGCUGUGGUUAUUUCAAAUUGUUUGAGGGAAGAGAGGAGGAUAUUGGCUGCAGCCAACAUGCCUGUUCAGGGACCUCUGGAGAAAUCCUUGCAAACUUCUUCAGUUUUGGAAAGACAGAGGAAUGUGGAACACAAAGUGGCUGCCAUUAAAAAUAGCAUGCAGAUGACAGAACAAGACACAAAAUAUUUAGAAGACCUGCAAGAUGAAUUUGACUACAGGUAUAAAACAAUUCAGACGAUGGACCAGGGUGACAAGAACAGUGCCCUAAUGAAUCAGGAAGUUUUGACUCUGCAAGAAAUGCUUAACAGCCUUGACUUUAAAAGAAAGGAAGCUCUCAGUAAAAUGACACAAAUAGUAAAUGAAACGGACGUGUUAAUGAACAACAUGCUAAUAGAAGAGCUGCACGAUUGGAAGAGGCGGCAGCAGAUGGCGUGCAUCGGCGGUCCACUCCACAACGGGCUCGACCAGCUUCAGAACUGCUUUACACUGUUGGCAGAAAGUCUAUUCCAACUCAGAAGGCAAUUGGAGAAAUUAGAGGAACAAUCUACCAAAAUGACGUACGAAGGUGAUCCCAUUCCAGUGCAAAGAGCACAUCUGCUAGAAAGAGUCACUUUCUUGAUCUACAACCUUUUUAAGAACUCAUUUGUGGUUGAACGACAGCCAUGCAUGCCAACCCACCCUCAGAGGCCAAUGGUACUUAAAACUCUCAUUCAGUUCACUGUAAAACUAAGACUACUAAUAAAAUUGCCAGAACUAAACUAUCAGGUAAAGGUGAAAGCCUCAAUUGACAAGAGUGUUUCGACCCUAAGCAAUAGAAGAUUUGUCCUUUGUGGAACUCAUGUCAAAGCUAUGUCCAUUGAAGAACCUUCUAAUGGGAGUCUCUCAGUAGAAUUUCGACAUUUGCAGCCAAAGGAAAUGAAGUCCAGUGCUGGAAGCAAAGGAAAUGAGGGCUGUCACAUGGUGACUGAAGAGCUUCAUUCCAUAACCUUUGAGACACAGAUCUGCCUCUAUGGCCUGACCAUAGAUUUGGAGACCAGUUCAUUACCUGUGGUGAUGAUUUCCAAUGUCAGUCAGUUGCCUAAUGCUUGGGCAUCCAUCAUUUGGUACAAUGUGUCAACCAGUGACUGCCAGAACUUGGUUUUCUUUAAUAAUCCUCCAUCUGCCACUCUGAGUCAACUCCUGGAAGUGAUGAGCUGGCAGUUUUCAUCAUAUGUCGGCCGAGGCCUUAACUCAGAUCAACUCAGUAUGCUGGCAGAGAAGCUAACAGUGCAGUCUAGCUACAGCGAUGGUUAUCUCACCUGGGCCAAGUUCUGCAAGGAACAUUUACCUGGUAAAUCAUUUACCUUUUGGACGUGGCUUGAAGCAAUAUUAGAUCUAAUUAAGAAACACAUUCUUCCCCUUUGGAUUGAUGGGUAUGUCAUGGGCUUUGUUAGCAAAGAGAAGGAAAGGCUUUUGCUAAAGGAUAAAAUGCCCGGAACCUUUUUGUUAAGAUUCAGUGAAAGCCACCUUGGAGGAAUAACUUUCACCUGGGUGGACCACUCUGAAAACGGAGAAGUGAGAUUCCACUCUGUGGAACCCUACAAUAAAGGCCGGUUGUCUGCUCUGCCAUUCGCUGACAUCCUUAGAGACUACAAAGUUAUUAUGGCUGAAAACGUUCCUGAAAACCCUCUGAAGUACCUAUAUCCUGACAUUCCCAAAGACAAAGCCUUCGGUAAACACUACAGCUCCCAGCCAUGUGAAGUUUCAAGACCAACAGAACGGGGAGACAAAGGUUAUGUUCCUUCUGUUUUUAUCCCCAUUUCAACAAUCCGAAGUGAUUCAACUGAGCCACAUUCUCCAUCAGACCUUCUACCUAUGUCUCCAAGCGUAUAUGCAGUGCUGAGAGAAAACCUGAGUCCCACCACCAUUGAAACUGCAAUGAAGUCUCCAUAUUCUGCUGAAUGACAGAUGAACUUCUGAAGCUCAAAAGAAGGAAGCAAAUGAAAACAUUUAAAGACUGAAAUAUGCUAACAAUCACAUCUUAUUUCUUCAGCUUUAGAUGUACCAGUUCCCAGGAAAUGGUUGACAUCUGAAGCCUUCCAUUCACUGGCAUGGCACUCCCAACUGGAGUGUUGUUAUUGAAAUGCUAAAAUCAAAACUUUAGAUAACUUUCAAGAUAAGACACUUUAAGAAAACCACUGUUAAUAUAAUUUUAACAAAAGGCCCGUUUGUAUGUGUUUGUUUCAUUUCCGAUUUUGUUUCUCACAUAUUACUUAUGAUUUUGGCUCUAGAAGGUUGAAAUAUGUUAAAAUUUCAGAAUAAGGUCAAAGCCAAGAAUUAGAGAGUCACACUUACAUUACUCAAAAACCAGUAUGAACGCCUGAAGGAAAAGCCCAAUAAGCCAAGUCCUGAGCUCUGGCAAGUUAAGAGUCAUCACACUAGAUACAAGAUGGAGGUAAUGAAGGAGCAAUUCCGAGGUGUCCUGUGGUGAAUUAAGAAUCCUCUUGAUGGCUGUAUCCA